Molecule: messenger RNA, 1478 nt
Organism: Oryza sativa Japonica Group (Japanese rice)
Lineage: Eukaryota; Viridiplantae; Streptophyta; Magnoliopsida; Poales; Poaceae
Source: RefSeq, a predicted model, not a curated record
UAUACGCGCACUUGCCGUUCUCUGCAUUUGCCGGGACAAAGUCGAGAGCUAGAGGAAGCUAAGCUAGGCUAGAGCGAAUCAGCUGGGUUGCUAGCUUUGGUUGCUCACUUUGCUCUGCUUUUGCCUCGCCUUGGCUGAGCUCUGCUCGGCUCGGUUCGUGCAUGGCCGUAGGAGCAGCUGCCACCGCGCGCGGCGUGCUCCGCUCUGCAUGGGCCUGCAGCUCGCCGUCCGGCCUCCGGCAGCCGUGACCGGCCGGCCGCGCGCCGUUUGAGCGAGCGUCGUCGUCGACGCCGGGGUUCCAUCGCUGUGUUUGUUGACUGAGCAAGCAAGCGCGAUGCCUCCUCUGACGCCGCACAUCGAGAAGGGCUACGCCGGUGGCCGGCAGAGCAGGCAGCAGGAGGCGUCGGCUGCGGCGGCGGCGGCGGCGGCGGCGGCGGGCGGGCAGCUGCUGCUGCAGCGGGGGCCGGGGCAGCGGUCGGCGUCGUUCCACGGGCGCGGCACGGAGCCGUGGCACCAGCUGGCGAGGCAGAGGCCCAAGACGCAGCCGGACCUGCUCGCCGGCGUGAGGGGGAGGGCGACGGCGGCGAGCUUCGGCCCCGCCGCGGCCGCCGGCGGCGGCGAGCAGCUGGAGCCGGAGGCCGCCGGGAGGAGGACGCCGAGCAAGGUGCUGGUGAGCGUGGCGGUGCAGCGGAGCCUGUGGCCGCUGCACGUCAUGGCGUCGGCGGCGUGGAGCGUGGCCGACCUGGUGGCCGCCGCCGUCGCGCUCUACGUCAAGGAAGGCCGGCGGCCGCCGCUGCCGUCCGCCGACCCGUCGGACUUCGGCCUCCACUACUCCCAGUUCAGCUUAGAGAGUUUGGACCCAAGGGAAAAGGUGAUGGAACUGGGUUCCAGGAGCUUCUUCCUCUGCCCAAAAUCUUCAGCUGCUGUUCAUGCUCCAUCACCUUCCUGCUCCUCUGAUGAAGCAAGCAGGAUCAGGGAUAGGGAUGCUCCUGCAGCUGCAAGAGCAGGCGCAGCGCCGGCUUGGGUGAGCUACAUGCAGUUCUGGCCCAUGAUGUAGAGGUAGCUGGUAGCUACAUCUCGUAUACAGACAUAUGUAUUUGUAUCCUAGACUGUUCAGAAUAGUUCAUGUUCCCCGGUGUGUGUUUGUACAAUAGUAGCUCUGUGGAUUCAAGAAUCAAGAACAGGGUCAGAAUUUCUGAUGUAUUUGAAAAUUACCGAUGGCCCAGAUGAAUAACCGAAUAGAUUUGUCAUCUGGGUGACAAUUGGCAGCAAAUAAUAAAGCUUCAGAAGAUGGUAGUGUAGAUAUGAAGGGUUUCUUUGGUAAGGAAUUUUGAAUGAUUUUCACACGAAUUAGUUCAUUUUCUUAAAAGUUCCCGCAAAAUCCCUCUGAUCUAAAGGAGGCCGUAGUACUAGUGUGUUUGUAAUAUCCUCUUUGGUGCAAAAUUGCCUGGCUCACAGGACAACGGCAGAUUCAGAAA